GAAGCGUAGAAAAGGCAAAAAUGAGCACUCUGUGCAAUGCCUAGAAUAAAAACAUGCAAUUUGUGGGAAGAAGACGCUUUGUACGCCGUUGCAUGGAUAAAUUGAAGAAUCCUUUGUCCGUUUUUAUAAUCGGAUAGAUCCUGAAAAACAGGCGCUGCUGUUUAGUCUAAAUGUAGAAUUCCAAAACGCGUCUUUAAUUCUAGGUUUAUUAUCCGCUAUUUUCCGUUACACGUGAAGGUAGAAAUCAUUGAUCGGUUCAUAUGAUUAUUAUUAUAUCGGCCUAUUCGUUUUUCAGCUGAUUGUAUUUAUUUUGAAUAAUUCUUUUGAUGGUAGGCUAUAUUACAUCUCGAUCCCCGAGGAACGUGCGAGCAUUAUUCAUGCAUUACUGAAUUUCCAUGUAUCUCAAACUGGGCCACGUUUUCUUUUAAACAAGUUUUAAUCUCUGAGAUUAUUUCUCGUUUAUUGGAUGGACUCCGGUCGUAACCCAGGAUGGGAACUGUUGUGCAGCAAUGCGCUGCAACUGGACUCAACAAGCUCCUUAGCAGGGUGGAGCGGGAAUGGGCCAAAAGUUCAUGGACCGACGGACAUGUGACGAGCACCAGGAUGAUGAGCCAAAAGAAGCCUUUGCAUCCCCAGAUGAUGACCCCAAAUCUGGACAACACUCACAUUCCCACCUCGUCAGCAGACAAGAAGCAGCAGAGAAGACAGAAGCACAAACCAAACAUUCCUUCAGUCAAACACAACACCAACACCUCUGAACUCAGCCCUCAGGGCCAGUUUGACCCUCCUUCACUGCCCUUCUCCCUGUUAUCAGCUGUGGAUGGAAAGGAGAGGAGGGAGAGGAGGGAGCAGCAGCAGGAAGCUCAGGUACCUGGAGCGGCUACUACUGCUGGAAUGGCUUCGGAUCCAGACGGUUCAGGAGGAGAGUGGGAGAGUGUCCUCUGCUCCAACCAGUCGCUGCUGUUCCCACCACGGUGCACCCUCCCUCCACGGGAGACUCAGCUCGCCCAAGUGCAUCCUCCAGUGCCAGAGAGCAUUCCCUCUUACUCUCCUCUCGUCCCUGUCUCACCCUUCCUCUGCCCCGCUCUCUGGCUGCCACGCUCGCUACCCACCCUGUACUGGGGCCUGCCGCUCACACACCCAAAACAGCCACACCUCCCCUCGCCUCCCCCCCCUCGCCUCCCUCUCGGACCACCGGGGCCGCGUCUCCCUCCCCAAGAGGAGUUACAGUGAGAGUCGGGUCCACUCUGCUGAGAAGGCCUCUGGGCGUCAGAGGUGUGGGAGCCCUGAAAUGGGGAUCGGCCACCUGAAACGCAUGCAGGCUUUUGGGAACAUCCGUAACCCUGUAGCCGUUAGUCCCACCAGAAGGCAGAGGUCAUCAUCUUUAGUCAGGGACCCCAGUUUUGGGUCAGGGUCUGGGUCAGGAUCUGGGACUCCCAGAGGACAGCACUGGACUGGGUCAGGAUCUGGGACUGGGACUCCCAGAGGACAGCAAUGUGCUGGGUCUGGAUCUAGUGGUGCCCUCUAUGAAGUCUCCAGUAGCGAGAGGAGAAGGAGAAGUGAAUCUGAGCGAAGGAGAGGGACUGGGUCUGGGUCAGGGACUGGGUGUGAGGCUUGGGAAAGGGCUAUGGAGAGGGCUGGGUUUGGGACCGGGUCUGGGUCAGGAUCUGGGACUCCCAGAGGACUGCACUGGACUGGGUCUGGGUCUGGGACUGGGGCUUGGGCUUGGGCUGGGUCUGUGGCUGGGGCAAGGGCUAGU
Molecule: messenger RNA, 1759 nt
Organism: Coregonus clupeaformis (lake whitefish)
Lineage: Eukaryota; Metazoa; Chordata; Actinopteri; Salmoniformes; Salmonidae
Product: pollen-specific leucine-rich repeat extensin-like protein 2
Exons: 5
Coding region: 490-1233 (247 amino acids)
Source: RefSeq, a predicted model, not a curated record